Molecule: messenger RNA, 648 nt
Organism: Ruditapes philippinarum (Manila clam)
Lineage: Eukaryota; Metazoa; Mollusca; Bivalvia; Venerida; Veneridae
Product: acetylcholinesterase-1-like
Exons: 1
Coding region: 1-648 (215 amino acids)
Source: RefSeq, a predicted model, not a curated record
AUGGAUUUAAAGUUAUCAUUCCAUAUUUUUUGUUUAACGCUCGUUGUUUAUGUGUAUGGGCAGGAAGUAACGGUAUUUACAACGGCUGGUGAAUUUAUAGGGACAACCGAGGAAACGACAUUCAGCGGGGUACAAUAUAAAAUAAAACAAUUCUUAGGAAUUCCAUAUGCUAAACCACCAAUUGGUGACUUAAGAUUCAGACAGCCAGAACCUUUACCAAAGCUACAAACACCAUUCCGUGCUACUAGAUACGGAUUUAUCUGCCCGCAGAUUAUUCUCCCGAGUGAACCAUUAGUAGGGACACAAGAUGAAGAUUGUCUGCAUCUUAAUAUCUUUGUUCCAACACAAACGCCUGAUGAUACAAAUGGACAUGCUGUUAUGGUAUGGAUUCACGGAGGAAGGUUCAUUUUAGGUUCAUCCGAUGAGUAUGACAGCAAAAUAUUGUCAGGUUUCGGAAAUGUCCUUGUAGUGACAAUUAACUACAGACUCGGUCCACUUGGAUUCUUCAGUACAAUGAACUCGAACUGUCCUGGUAACUUCGGGUUAUGGGAUCAGAUGUUGGCUUUAGCUGGAUACGAGAUAAUUUUUUCGCCUUUGGUGGUGAUGUUAACCGCAUUACUGUUUUUGGUGAAUCCGCUGGAGCGAUAA